Molecule: messenger RNA, 928 nt
Organism: Rhodofomes roseus
Lineage: Eukaryota; Fungi; Basidiomycota; Agaricomycetes; Polyporales; Fomitopsidaceae
Product: DUF1014-domain-containing protein
Exons: 6
Coding region: 193-921 (242 amino acids)
Biological process (GO): transcription by RNA polymerase II
Cellular component (GO): nucleus
Molecular function (GO): transcription coactivator activity
Source: RefSeq, a predicted model, not a curated record
CAAAGACUCUGGUGGACUGUAAGAAAGAUUAGAUUAGAUCUCUACGGACGCUGAGCGAUCAAUGUGCUCGAUCGUGCACGUAAUGCAGCACACUUGUUACUUGCUUUCAUCUGCGCACAGCACACACAGACAUCGACCAUCGGCUUGGACUACUCUUUUAAUCUACUUUCAGCUCUAGCAUAUCGCUGAACAAUGGCUCCGAAAGGAGGAAACGCAAAGAAAGAGUCCGGCAAGGCCAAGAAAGCCGAGAACGAGGCGAAGAAGCAGCAGGCAGCUGAAGCUGACAAGGAGCGCAAGGAGGCAGAGAAGUGGUCAGAUGGCUCUAAGGCAAAGAAGGGUGAGGACAAGGAGGCCAAACGGCUGGCAGAAUUGGCUCGGAAGGCAGAGAUCGCGAGACUCCUAGCAGAGGAAGAGGCUUCCGCGCCGCAGAAGAAGAUUGCACCAAAGGCCGGGGCGAAGAAGGCCGCCAAGGCAGUCAAGCCUGCAGGACCGGGUGCAAUCGCCGCUGGAGGCGUGCUUGGUGCUGAGCCAGGGAAGGAGAAGGAGAAGGAGGCGUCGCCAGAGCCCGAGUCGUUCGCCGCAACCGGCCUUGAUAACGCACUCGAUCUCCUUGAUGUUGUGACGGCGAAGAUGGACAAGGCUAGCGUCGGUCAGCGUGCGGCAGGACUGGAACAGCAUCCGGAGAGGAGGUUCAAAGCAGCGUUUGAAGCUUACAAGGAGCGUGAGCUACCAAUUGCCCGAGCCGAACAUCCGGGAUUGCGUCUACAACAGUACCAUGAACUCCUCUACAAGCAAUUCCAGAAGUCGCCCGAAAACCCCUUCAACCAAGUCACGGUGUCAUUCGAUGCCUCAAAGGAUGAGAAAGUCGAGGCACUCAAGAAGAAGAAUGCCGCAGUCGAGAGCAGGCUCAGGUCACCCUGAUUACCUC